Molecule: messenger RNA, 1273 nt
Organism: Loxodonta africana (African savanna elephant)
Lineage: Eukaryota; Metazoa; Chordata; Mammalia; Proboscidea; Elephantidae
Gene: MISP3
Product: MISP family member 3
Exons: 3
Coding region: 527-1180 (217 amino acids)
Source: RefSeq, a predicted model, not a curated record
CCACAGGUGCCGCGCAAGGCACGGUGUCCCAGCUCUGGACAUUACAACCCCGGCGUUGGGAACGGAGGCUUCCAAGCUGCUCCCACCACUGGACGCCGAGGCCCCCGGGCCGGAGGGCGGAGCCCUGGAGUCUUCUGAAGAGUGGGGACACGAGCCCCCCGGGCCUAACAGAAAAGUCCCCAGGCCUGCCGCAGAGCAGAACACCGAGGUCCCCAGGCCGGCCGGCGAGGUCCCCAAGCCCUCUGCAGAGCAGGGCGCCAAGACUCCCGAGGAAGACAGCCAAGUCUGCGGGUCACCAGCAGGGCAGGACGCAGAGGGUCCCAGGUCGUCCGCAGCCGGGGGUUCAGAGAACCCCGGGCCGGGCAGCGAAGACCUCGGGCCGUCCGAAGCGCGGAGUGCAGAGGUCUCGGGGCAGUGUCCCCCUCAGGAUCCCGAGACCCCUUCUUCGGGGUCAGGCCCGGAAGCCACCCAGCCGCGUUUUCCACUGCGCCCCGAGGCCCGCCCACCGUCCCCAGAGGAGCCGCUCAUGGAGACGCCCAUCGAGCGCGAAAUCCGGCGCAGCUGCGAACGCGAGGAGAGCCUGCGCCGGAGCCGAGGCCUGAGCCCAGGCCGCGCGGGCAGCGAACUCGUCGAGCUGCGCGUGCGGCCAGUGCUCAGCCGGCCAGGGCCCGGCCCCGCGCUCCCGCGCGCCUUGGAGCGCGCGCGGGCGGGCGCGCAGAUGCAGCGAGACAUCGAGCGGGAGGCCCACCGCCAGGCGGCGCUAGCGCGCUCGGCCUCCCCCGAACCAAGCUCCAGGUCACUGCCGCAGCCGCUCGGCGAGCUCAAGCGAUUCUUCGAGGCCGCCGGGGAGCGCGGCCCCUCGUCGUCGGGCGGCUUGGUCCCGCAGCGGCCACCUGAACCUGAAGGCCCGCGGCGCUCGGCCGCGCAGAGCGGGUGCCCGGUGCUGGCCCGCGCCCCGCAGUUCGCCGAGCUGUCGCUGCUGCAGCAGGAGGUGUGCGAGGUGCGCGAGCGCGAGCGGGAGCUGCAGCGCCUGCGGCGUAGUGUCUAUGGCACCGCCAAGUUCAAGGAGCCCGCGCCGAGCCUCACGGCGAGUACGGGCAACGGAAAGCUGGCGGUGAUCUGGCCCCCGCGCAGGAAGGCUUCAGAGAACUGCCUGGAGCAGGAGGAGCGCAAGCCUUGAGGUUUGAGCAGGCUGGAACCUCCGGAGGAAGGAACCUUCACGUCGGACAACCGGGUCGGGGGUGCCCCAGGAGUGCCCCCGGAUUGCGGGGAG